Schistosoma rodhaini is the source of this 2694-nucleotide messenger RNA. The record is from the annotation of a GenBank genome assembly. Lineage: Eukaryota; Metazoa; Platyhelminthes; Trematoda; Strigeidida; Schistosomatidae.
AUGUAUCAAAAACUUUUUGGAUUAUUUAAACAAUUUCAAUAUUUUACAAAAACAAAAAUUUUAUUAUUUUUAUUAUUUAUAGGGAUUUAUACUUUAUUCAUGAAUAUAUGGUCAUUAACAAAAUUUAAUUCUUUGCCAAAAUUAAAUUUUAUUCAAUUUAAUGAAUUUAAACAAAUUCAUCAUAAUCAAAUGAAUAAAUGUUCAAUACCAUAUAUGAAUUUAUGGUCAAAUCAUUUUCAGAAUAUAAAUAAAACUAAAAUCAAUUUACCAAAAUGUAAACAAACUAAUUUAUUUAAAUUAUAUAAUUUAUCAAAUCAUAUAAUUAGUAUCCAUGAUUAUUUAUCAUUUCAUUUGGGAAAAUUAACAAUUCAUCAUUAUCAUCAUAAUGAUAGUAAUAAUACAAUAAGACUUAAUUCUAGCUUAGUAACAUGUUCAUUAUUUCCAAUAAAACGUUUAAAUGAUUAUCAAUCAAUCUAUUUAAAUGUUAUUGAACAAAUUGAUGAUGGUUAUCAAUCAUUAUGGCCAAUGUUUAUGGUAAUAUGUCAACCAAAACAAAAUAUAUUACUUAUACAAUCUAAUAUUAAUUUGAAUUAUUAUUAUAAAUUAGAUCAAAUUGAACGUUUAUUUAUAUGUGGUUCAUAUUAUACAAAUAAAAAACAAAAAAAAUCUAUUUGGCCAGUAACUAAGAGAAAACAAAAAAAUUUAAUGUAUAAUAUACUACUAUUAGGUAUAGAUUCUAUAUCACGUUUAUCAGCUUAUAGAUAUUUAACAAAAACAAUUCAAUUUCUUUAUAGUAUUAAUGAAAGUACAAUUAUAAUGAAUUUAUAUAAUGUAAUUGGUGAUGGUACUACAGUGAAUUUAUUAGGAUUAUUAACAGGACAAUUAGAAACAGAAUUACCUGAAUCAAGAAAAUCCCAUCUAAAUAAUAUAAAAUUAAAUCAAUUGGAUAAUUAUACAAUAUUAGAUAAUUAUCCAUGGAUAUGGAAAGAAUAUUCAGAUUAUGGUAAUUAUGUUACACAUUAUAUUGAAGAUACACCAAAAUGGGGUACAUUUCAACAUAGAUUAUGUGGUUUUGGAUCAAUGAAUAAUCCAACAACUAGUUAUGGACGUCCAUGUUUAAUAGCAGCAAGUCAAGAAGAAAAUUAUUCUGGAAAAAUUCUUGGAUGUACAAUGUCAAGAUAUACACAUCAAGUUCUUUUAGAAUCUCUUACGGAAUUUUUCGAAACCUAUUCAGACAGACCUCGUUUCAGUUUAACAUUCUUAAGUGAAUUAAUACAUGAGAAUCCAGCAUAUGCUAAACUCAUAGAUGAAGAUUUAUCGAAAUUAAUUCAACGUAUUUACUAUGAAGAUUUGAUGUUCAAUAGUGGAAAUAUGAAGGCAUCAAGAAGCUCAAGUUAUCCAUUUGCGAACACAUUGGUAGUAUUAUUCUCUGAUCAUGGACCACGUAUGGGUGAUGCACGACUUUCAGUUCAAGGUAAAUUAGAAGAAAGAUUACCAUUUAUGUCAAUUAUUGCACCUAAAAUGUUUCGAGAAAAAUGGUCUAAUCAAUGGGCUAAUAUAAAAAAUAAUCAAAAUAGAUUAAUCACUUUAUUUGAUAUACAUGCAACAUUACGUGAUUUAUUAAUUAAUCAAUUAAAAUUUAAUAAUAAUAAUAAUAAUGAAAAUAAUAAUAAUAGUAAUAAUAAUAAUGAAAAUAAUAAUAAUAGUAAUAAUAAUAAUAAUAAUAGUAAUAAUAGUAAUAAUAAUAAUAAUAUUAAAACAAUAAAUCAACUUUAUAUGAAUUGGCAAAUGAAUCCUUCACAUGGAUUAUCUUUAUUUAAUCCAAUACCAUUAAAUCGUAAUUGUGAUGAUGCUUAUAUUAGUUCACAUUGGUGUGUUUGUUUAAAUUGGAUUAAAUUAGAAAAUAAUAAUAAUGAACUGAUUAUAAAAUGUACAAAUGUAAUUAUUAAUAAAAUUAAUCAAAUAAUUAUUAAAUAUAAACCAAAUUUAACUAAAAAUGGACAAUGUUCAAUGAUUAAAUUACAUCAAAUUGAAUCAGUAGAACAAGCUAUACUACCACAAGAUAUGGUUCGAUUUAUUCGCAGCCAAGAUGAAGACGGACGUAUACCAAUGUUUGAAGAACAAUAUUCUUCAACAUGGUCAUUACUAGAUUGGAUUAAACAAUUCAAUAUAUUUAAUAGCAAUAAUAAUAAGAACAAUAUUUUCAAUUAUGAUUCCAAUCAUGAAAGUAUACUUUUACGUAUACAUAUUAUAGUACAACCUGAAUAUGCACAUUUCGAAGCUACUGUUAAAGUGAAUAUAACACAACAUUCAUUGAAUCAUUUUCAUGUAAUGGAUAUAAGUCGAAUUGAUGUCUAUGAACAACAUAAUUGGUGUUUAUCAGAUAAUGAGUGGGCAGAAACUAAACAAUAUUGUAUAUGUACAAAAUACACCUAAAAAUUUAUGUAAUUGUGAAUCAAUUGAAAUGCAGCAUAUACUUUCUUACGUACUUACGCCUGUUACUCCCAAUGCAACAUAGACCACCCAACAGCAUUUUCCAACACACUCUGUCCUUAGCCUUCCUUUCUAGUUCUAUGCAAUUCUUGUUCAUUCUUGUCAUAUUUGUUUCCAUUUCUCGGCGUCAUGUGUUCUUUGGUCUUUCUCUCCUCCUUUGGCCUCCAGGAUUCCAUAUGAGGGCUUGCCUUGUGACGCAGU